GGUUGGCGUCUCGCAUUCCGGGGCCCCGCCUGUCAGCCCCGCCGGACCCCACCCGCCAGCGACUACCUCGCGCGCAGCCACCGCGUCUCCCUUUCCCCGUACCAGACUAGACUAGAAAGCAACGCGACUAGAGAGAGAGAGGAGAGGGAGGCACGCCGCACGCACCUGGUCGGUCGCCACCACGCCGCCGCCCAUCGCCGCCGCCCGUCGGAGAAGGGCCCCGGAGACCCAUGGCGGGCCGCAACGGCUUCGAGGACGACGACGUCAAUCCCUUCGCCGGAGGGAGUGUCCCCCCUGCCUCCAAUUCUCGGCUUUCACCUCUCUCCCACGAGCCUGCGGGUUUUUAUAAUGUGGACAUUCCUAUGGAUUCAACUAAGGAUGUGAAGAAAAAGGAAAAAGAACUCCAAGCGAUGGAAGCCGAGCUAAACAAAAGAGAAAAGGAACUGAAAAGGAAGGAAGAGGCUGCGUCGCGAGCUGGCAUUGUCAUAGAAGACAAAAACUGGCCACCCUUUUUCCCUCUCAUUCAUCACAAUAUUUCAAAUGAGAUACCCAUCCAUCUACAAAAAAUGCAGUACCUUGCAUUUUCAUCAUUUUUGGGAAUUGCUCUCUGCCUCUUCUUUAAUAUCAUAGCGACUACAACUGCAUGGAUUAAGGGAGAAGGUGUCAUGGUUUGGCUGCUUGCCAUUAUCUACUUCAUUUCUGGUGUCCCUGGGGCUUAUGUGUUAUGGUAUCGCCCUCUUUAUAACGCGAUGAGAACUGAGAGUGCUUUGAAGUUUGGGUGGUUUUUCCUAUUUUACAUGAUUCACAUAAUCUUCUGCGUGUGGUCAGCUGUGUCUCCCCCAUUCCCUUUCAAAGGAAAUUCUUUGACUGGGAUUUUGCCUGCCAUUGAUGUCAUAACCAAGAGCCUUAUUGUUGGGAUAUUUUACUUUGUUGGAUUUGGAUUGUUCUGCCUUGAAUCACUGCUGAGCAUAGGUGUCAUUCAGCAAGUGUACAUGUACUUCCGUGGAAGUGGAAAAUCCCAAGAGUUGAAACAACAGGCAGCACGUGGUGCCCUGAGCUCUGCGUUCUGAUGAAGAAAACCAGCAACCAGAGUUGUAGCCAGGGUAGUGAGUGGAAGGAGACAGGAUGUGUGCCGAUUGGAAAUGGUAGUCUUGCGCAUCGCUGCACCGUGCGGAUAUUGAUCGCUGAAAGCAUACAGCUAUAUCUUUUUGCUCUUCUGUUAAUACAAAUAUAAGGAGCCUUCUCGUGUGGAUACUUUAAGGUGGUGUUGUUUCCAUUCGUUGACAUGGUUUUAGAUGUGGUUGAUAGCGAGGAUUGACUAAUAUUCUGGGUGGAAUAUAUUUGCAUAUGUUUGUGCGGGAGUAAAUUAAAAUUACUUGUUCA
Messenger RNA from Aegilops tauschii subsp. strangulata, 1383 nucleotides. Its product is annotated as secretory carrier-associated membrane protein 3. Gene Ontology annotation, cellular component: recycling endosome membrane; trans-Golgi network membrane. NCBI's taxonomy places the organism in Eukaryota, Viridiplantae, Streptophyta, Magnoliopsida, Poales, Poaceae. The record is from RefSeq and is a predicted model, not a curated record. Gene Ontology annotation, biological process: protein transport.